Lethenteron reissneri (Far Eastern brook lamprey) is the source of this 3043-nucleotide messenger RNA. RefSeq names its product mixed lineage kinase domain like pseudokinase (gene MLKL). NCBI's taxonomy places the organism in Eukaryota, Metazoa, Chordata, Hyperoartia, Petromyzontiformes, Petromyzontidae. Gene Ontology annotation, biological process: cell surface receptor signaling pathway; protein phosphorylation; necroptotic signaling pathway. Gene Ontology annotation, molecular function: ATP binding; protein kinase activity. The record is from RefSeq and is a predicted model, not a curated record.
AUAAGAACGAGGGUCUUUCACCGGGUUCUGGAAGAACCCACUGGGCGUCUAGGGGUCGCGUGAACGUGCAGUUUUCAGUGUUUUCUUUGGUUUUCUUUGUUUCCGCUGAGAAGUUGAUACAAACCUUUAAAUCGGAACGUGCAGCAGCACUUGCCCGGCAGCCUUGCGUGGCCUAUACGGGACACAGUUGUCUGUUUUUGUUCCAUACGGCAGAAGAUCGAUUAAAAGAACUGCUCGUGUCGAGUUUGGACUUGGCGUUCAACAUCACAAGCAUCUCAUUCAGCACCACCCCAAGCGUUCAUUUCAUCAGCAGCAGCAGCAUUGUUACAAUGGAUGCUUUCGAAAUUGUAUCAAAGGUCUUCUCGGUAGCAGAGGAGCUGUACAAAACAUUCCAGCAAGUAAAGUCCAACAGAUACCAAUGUCAGAGGUUGGUGGACAGGGUGAAGAUGGUCAUAGACUACCUCCAAAGGAAGGAGCAGGCGGCCUCGUCUGAGGGCGCCUCCGGCAAAUCCAAACACCCUGACAAGAUGCCCUGCAGGGCCCGUAGCAAUGCUUUCGUACAGCUCAUCGAGGUCAUCGUGCAGAUCAAGGAAUACAUCGAGAAGUAUGAGAAUUACGGGGCCAUUAAGAAAUUCAUGAAGAGUAGCGAUGCCCAGGAGAACUUCGAACUCUUCCACGAGCGACUCAACGACAUCAUUCCCAUGAUCACCCUGCAGGAUAUCAACACGCUGGACAAGACGCAAACCUACAUAUGCCCGCAGAAUAUCAUGGACGCCACGAAGGACUUCCGUGAGGACCUCACACGGCUUAUACUGAACGCUGUGCUCACAGAGACGGGCAGGGCCAGCGAAUCCCAGCAGGAAGAAAUGAAAAAAACAAUCAGCACCAUCUUAAACAUUGCCAAGGAUCUCGGGAAGUCUAGACACCCUGUGGAAGAGCUCCGGGAGAUAAAGCUGGAUGAGAUUGUGAACCGGAAAAAAGACAUUACCACCAUCAAGUACUCCAUGUACAAGGGCGAGUUUUGCCAGUUCCCCGUUUGGAUCAAGCAUUUUAAAUCUGACAUGAGUGCGUCAUGUGACCACAAGCAAGCAGCCAACCAGAGUGCAUAUGCAGCGGGGUCCAAGAAUGUCAUGUUGGAUGAAGCUAAGAAGAUGCGGGAACUUGACUCUGAGAAUAUUAUCAGGCUCUAUGGGAUUAUCGUGGACCCUUCGGCGAGUUUCUUUGCUAUCGUGAUGGAGUACUGCAGCCGUGGCACCCUCCGUGAGCUGCUGCAGUCUGAGGAGCCACUCAGCUGGCGCAGCAAGGUUCACAUGGCCAUGGAGGGGGCACGUGCCCUCUGCCGAAUGCACAGCAUGAAGAGCCCAGUGUGCUACCGCAACGUGUGCACGGAUAAGUUCCUGGUCAACGAGCACUACACCAUCAAGCUCUCCGAUCUUGGCUUUGCCAGGACCUGCACAUCCAUCUGCCGUAGCAGCACGAACCGGAACUCUUCGGAGUCGAUGGCAUUCAUCGCUCCUGAGAGACAGAGGGACCUCAACUACAAACCCAUUCCCAGCUGCGACAUCUACAGCUAUGGUGUUGUGAUGUGGGAAAUUGCUGCACGCAAGAUUCCUUUCGAAGGCAAAGACAUGAAGGAAAUUCGUAGCAUGGUGAUAAAGGGCGAGAGUGAGCCACUGCCGGAGGACUGCCCUGAGGUCUUGAAAACUCUGAUCGACCAAGCGCGCGAGUGUGAUGUUCCUUUGAGGCCAGGCGCCGCAGAGCUGGUGAGAAAACUUCUCCAUCUUCACGAGGACCUGGACCUUUGAAGAUGUCAAGAGCAAUACAUUCGCUGUGGACAUACACUGAUGCACACAAGAAUAAUUAUGCAUUUACACACAAAACUAUCCCAUACACUCAUAUCAAGGUGGCAUUUCCACCGAUACAAAUGUCCGGGUAUGCAAAUCACCUGACCAUAAUGUAUGCACUAAAUAAACGCAAUGUAUUAUUCUACAGGUCCAAAGCCAAAUUUGGAAUUGUUGAAUUAUGUUUGUACAGCCAUAAAACAUGACUGUGCCAGUGUGUAAUGGUUUAAUACGUUUAUCCUUUGUGCAAAAGAUAAUUUCUCAAUGCGUAAAAAACAUAAAAUUUUUCCUACUGUUGAUUGUAAUUACUCAUUGAUUUUAUUGUAGUGUAGUGGGAUCCUGUAAACUUGUUUCUAUCAAAAACUAUGCUAAACAAAGCAUGUUGGUGGUAUUGAUACUAAACAAAAUAAAUGUGGCAACCAGACAAACCAGUACUUCCCAUUGAGGUACCAAUAGGUGAACAUGUCUCGUGGGUUUUCGGGCUUGCUGCAUGUUUUAGCACGGUUAGCUAUGUACGGUGCAAAAGAAGGUCUACAUACAAACAUGUUUGGCACGAUGCCCGAUGUUUGGUUGCUAGGAGAAGCUCUUAGUAUGUCAAACGAAAGUGUCCAUACAAGCGCAAAAAGCCUACGCAAUAUGUGAAGUGUCAGAUCACAUGCUGGAUGAGAGCUUCCCCAAGCUGUGUGGAUUGUUCGAUCCGACUUGAGCCGCACCAACCAUCCGCCCAGGUUGAAGGUGGAGAGCGUAGUUGUGGGCUUGUAGAAUCAUCGUACAACAAUGUAUAUUGCUGCGCUCCCUCGUGCUAACAACGAUGAACUGUGGAAGGCAGUUACAUCGGGUUAAUGCCACUUCGCUUCCAAGGUCUGACAAGAAUAAAUAGGUGGCCAUUCGGGGUGAUUUUGACUCGCUCAUAAGUUUAACAAAAAUACAACACUUAAGUGCAUCGGAGUGCGUUCUCUGGCGUUACAAAUUGGUGUUCAAGAGUUUAUAUUUGCAGAAUUGUUAUGUCUUUACUGCAUGAUAACAAUUGUUUCAGCUGGGUGCAUGUUUAAAAUCAUUUUAUGCCAUAAAAUAUUCGAGAUUUUACAAAAGUCUUUUGAAUGUGUUUUUGCCGCGUGGAUUUGUAUCGUGGGCUGGUUUAAAAUGUACUGCUUAUACAGCUGUACUGUAAUUUGUCGAUAUAAAAUGCAACUGGCUCAUGA